AAUCAAGUGUGGAGUAGGAGUGUCUUCAUCUCAAACCCCGAACCUAAUUAAGAAUAUGCCUUCCUUGUUAUUAUUGUUAUUUCUGAUUCAAGUAUGGCCAGUGAGGCCACAACAAGCUGGUAAAAACAUAUUUAUAUUGGCCGGACAGAGCAACAUGGCUGGACGGGGUGGCGUAGUAAACGACGCCUGGGACGGUGUCGUUCCUCCACAGUGCGGUCCAAAUCCGUCAAUUCUGAGGCUCGACGCACAGCUGAGGUGGGUGGAAGCGCAUGAACCGCUCCACGAGGACAUCGAUACCAAGAAGAAAAAUGGGAUUGGGCCAGGGAUGGCAUUUGCAAAUUCGGUCUUGGACAAAAACCCCGGUUUUGGUGUGGUGGGUUUGGUCCCUUGUGCGAUCGGAGGCACCACCAUAAGCCAGUGGGAACGGGGAAAAGUGCUUUACAAUCACAUGAUGAGAAGGGCUAAGGAAUCAUUGCGCAAUGGUGGCAGUAUUCGAGCCCUGCUUUGGUAUCAAGGGGAGUCUGAUACAGUGACUCUAAAUGAUGCCCAAUCAUACCAAAGAAGAGUCCACAAGUUCUUCUUGGACGUUCGUGAUGAUCUGCAGUCUCCUUUGCUUCCUAUUAUCCAGGUGGCUUUGGCAUCAGGAUCAGGCCCAUACAUAGAGAUAAUAAGGCAAGCUCAGCUGGGUAUUGACCUCUUAAACCUGAGAACAGUGGAGGCUCAGGGUUUGCCACUUGAGCCCGAUGGGCUUCACCUUUCGACUCCGGCCCAGGUUAAUCUUGGGCAGAUGAUGGCUGAUGCAUUCCUUCAGUUCGUAGCCUCUUCAAAUACAAAUCAGUCCGUACCCACUUCAAAUCACAAUGUUACUGCUAUACAUAAUGAGGCUUCCACUGGGCUUUAUGACUGUGGCUCUGAUAUUUAUUUGUUCCCUUUGUUCGUAACUUUUUUAACCAUAAUGUCCCUGACUUUCUUAUAGUAGGCUUCAUUUUUCAUUAUUAUUUUCAUCCCGAGGCAAAAACACAA
Messenger RNA from Gastrolobium bilobum, 1023 nucleotides. RefSeq names its product probable carbohydrate esterase At4g34215. The transcript is spliced from 2 exons. The record is from RefSeq and is a predicted model, not a curated record. The coding region runs from base 56 to 976 and encodes 306 amino acids. NCBI's taxonomy places the organism in Eukaryota, Viridiplantae, Streptophyta, Magnoliopsida, Fabales, Fabaceae.